Ramularia collo-cygni is the source of this 216-nucleotide messenger RNA. RefSeq lists its product as uncharacterized. The record is from RefSeq and is a predicted model, not a curated record. Lineage: Eukaryota; Fungi; Ascomycota; Dothideomycetes; Mycosphaerellales; Mycosphaerellaceae. The coding region runs from base 1 to 216 and encodes 71 amino acids. The transcript is spliced from 2 exons.
AUGAGUGAAAAGGAAACAAGCUCGCAGGGCACUUCCAAGUCUGGAAAGAUGGCUGCGUUGAAGUCAAUGUUCCAGAAGGACGAGUCAGCAAAGCGUGCACCAAGCGUUGCAUCAACAUCAACUGAUGCACCUUUACUUGAUCGAAAUGGCAACAAGACUGCCAAAUACACCACGGCAGAAACGAUGCAAGGCCAGUUCCGGUUUACAAGUGGUUGA